CAUAUCUAGCUCUUUCUAUUUGCCUAUUACCAAUAAUAAUAACAACAUGUCUUCAAUCUUAUCCCAUCAUCACCAAUCUCUACUACUCCACCACCACCAUCCUUCCCUCUAUACACCCACCCGUUUCUACUGCUCAACCGCCGCCGCACCACACAAACCUCCCCGAAACCCUAAUCCAACCAUCCUUAAGGUUGUUCCAUUACACGUUUCCGCACCCCUAAACCAAAACCGACCAACACUAACCGACCCCAGCCUCCAAUCCACAUGGUCUCAUCGGGCAUGGUUAGCCAGCGGCUGCACUUCCCUCCUCUUCUCCCUCGUGAAGUGCUUGGGUCAUGCGGCCCAGUCCCAUUCCUUCCCCGAGCCGAUUCUAGCAGCCGUACUAGGUUACGUGCUGGCAGAUCUCGGCUCGGGUAUUUAUCAUUGGGGAAUCGAUAACUACGGGGAUUCAACCACCCCGUUGUUUGGAUCACAGAUCGAGGCGUUUCAGGGCCAUCACAGAUGGCCCUGGACAAUCACCAGGCGACAAUUCGCCAACAACUUGCAUGCCCUGGCCCGCAUAAUUGCGUUUACGGUUACGCCGGUUAGUUUGGCGUGCGAUGAUCCGACGGUUCUCGGGUUUGUGUUUAUGUUUUCCGGGUGUAUAAUGUUUAGCCAACAAUUUCAUGCGUGGGCACAUAUGACCAAGAGUAGGCUACCGAGUCUGGUUUUGUGGUUACAAGAUGCGGGGAUUUUGGUGUCGCGUGGGGAGCAUUCGGACCACCAUAGACAACCGUAUAAUAAUAACUAUUGUAUUGUGAGUGGGGCGUGGAAUGGGGUGUUGGAUAAGAAUAAAGUUUUCGAGGCUAUGGAGAUGGUUUUGUAUUUUAAGCUCGGGGUUCGGCCGAGGUCGUGGACCGAACCGAACUCGGAUUGGACGGAAGAAACCGGAAUAUCUACUGUCCUUGAUUAAUUCAAUUCAUUUCAUAUAUACAUAUAUAUAUUCACUUGGAAACAAUUUUUUUUUUAAUGGAAAUUCAUAUGGGGUUUAUGUAAGGGUUAACACAAUGGUAUAUAAUUAGUCAAAGUUCAUCUCU
Molecule: messenger RNA, 1076 nt
Organism: Impatiens glandulifera
Lineage: Eukaryota; Viridiplantae; Streptophyta; Magnoliopsida; Ericales; Balsaminaceae
Product: fatty acid desaturase 4, chloroplastic-like
Exons: 1
Coding region: 47-952 (301 amino acids)
Source: RefSeq, a predicted model, not a curated record